Messenger RNA from Alternaria burnsii, 2505 nucleotides. RefSeq lists its product as uncharacterized. The coding region runs from base 1 to 2505 and encodes 834 amino acids. The record is from RefSeq and is a predicted model, not a curated record. NCBI's taxonomy places the organism in Eukaryota, Fungi, Ascomycota, Dothideomycetes, Pleosporales, Pleosporaceae. The transcript has a single exon.
AUGGGGCUCGCGCCUCUGCUCGUCGAUACGUACCGCAAGUACAAAAAAGGCACGAACAACUUCGUCCAGUGGCUAGCGGAGACAGCCCGCGCAACUGGUACUGUCGAUGAUGUGUUCAAAGACAGUCGCCAAGACUUGAUACCGCCUACAGGAGGCAGACUGAAGGGAGCGGCUAGGAAAGAGGCAAAGAAAGCCGCACUGACGCAAAAUGCUACCGCCACAUGUCAGAUCACGACCAAGUCGUUCCUCACUCUUGCGGCUGCUAUUGCCGCCGACAAGCGCACGUGUGUUUCACCUGAGGUCUUCACAACCUUGCGUGCAGUCAUUCGGGGUCGCAAAGAUUGUGCAGUUUGGUACUCCAUGAUAUCUGAUCAAGCAGACGACGCUGCCAAGGAGAGCAAUGAGGGCCACAAACACUUCAUUAAGCUUUUGGAGGACGUCCUGGAGAUCAUCAAGCCGAAACUACCGCAGACUCAACGCCAGCCACUCAAGACUGCUAAGACUGCACCACUACACACCAACAACGCGUUCGAGCACUUGAAGUUCGAGGAGCCUUUAGACACGGAAGAUAUACCAGAAGCCAUCGAGAGUCCAGUCAGGCCCGCCACACAGAAGGUUUCUUACAAGCUCGAACCGUCUGAUACCGACGUUUCCUUCGCCAUAUACUGCUUUCUCAAGGACGCUACACACCUCAGACUUGCUGUUAGGCGAACUUGGCGUGAGUUCGCGAAGGGCGACAUAGGGCUCCAAGCCGCUGCGUUGACCAUGAACGCCGCCCUGGCUAUGAUCGAGAAGUUGAGCAACGAAUUCGAACAAGCCCAUCCACGCUUCAAGGACUCUGGGUCGCAGAAAAUGCACUUGGAGAUCAUUAAAUUCAUAUAUAGCAGCUACAGCGAGAGUGGGAAAGGUUCAGCUUUCAUCGAUGGAGGCGAUGAGGAUAGCGACCCUUUUGCCUACAAAGAAGGAAAGCAGAUACUACGUUCCGACACUGUGAUGUGUACGCAUACCACCGAAUUGGUUAUUGGGAUCUUCUGGCUUGAAAAGACAAAAGAAAAGUGUCGACUUACCAACGACGAGAGGAAAUUCCUCAAGUGCAUUUCACAGUUUGUAUCGACGCCAGAUGAAGAGCCGAUGCCUGAUAGCUAUAUGGUGCGUAAAGCUGCGAAUAACAUGCUGUACGACCGAAACCUGAAUACUUGGAUCGUAUUCUCGUUACAAAUAUUUUGGGACAUGCAGAGAGAGUUAGGGUCAUGUCUGCAUCUUGGCAAGAUGCUCUUUGAUAAGACCGGGCAGCAGCUUAUCGAACGCUAUAAAGCGUACCUCGAUGUUGAAGGCCUUGAGAAAAUUGGCGCUACGCAUGCCACAUUUCGCGAAGACAUUGUCAGACGCAAGGAAUUCAUUGAAAUCUUGCUCAAUAAUACAUUGGUUCAGGAGGAGUUCGAUCAGUGCGAAAAGCAAACAAGUCGACCAUUCGAUAACAUCCCUGGUUUCUCAUUACUCAAUCACGAUCCUGGGCUAUGCGGCUUAAUCUCUGCGAACAUGCGCGAUGAUUAUCAUAGGACAGCCAUCGACAUGGCAUCCAAUCAAGGACAGAUUAUUGUCUCAGCUCACCUCUACAAUGCUGUCCAGCUAUCCGGGAAUCUACCAGAAGGCUGGCAGUGGACCGACAUGGAUUGGCUCAUUGAGCGGCAAGGUAGCGAUUGGAUGUUCAUGGGCAAGCGACCGAAGCGAGGUUCCAAUUUUGGAAAGCAUGUGAACCUCAUAUUGGGCUUCUCUGCUCAUAAGUUCACUGCGGAUUACAAGUCCCGCAAUUCAGAAGCAGAGACAGAGUGCAACAUCGGCGGGGUCCGUCGCCUCGAGUAUCAUGCACGGCGCUGCGAGUUAGGUACAGACAGGGAGCCACGACGCAAGAAGCCUGUGGGGAUGAGCAAGGCGAAGAAUGAUAUUCUUGUCAUGGUAGAGUGCCUAGUCAACGACUUUCAAGGCAAACAUGAUGAUACACGCAAACCGCUAUCCUCCUUCGAAAAACUCAGUCUCUUCAAAUUAGCGAUCGAGAAAGACGAGUCUGCUUUCGCAUUCGAUGUUAUGGAUCUGAAACUUACAUGUAUCCGGCUACUACAAGAGAUCCAGAAGUACGCUCUUACUUUCGCGCCGCUCGACCAUCUCGUGUCCAGGUUUAUUGGAGGGCUAUCGAUGAACGCUGUUAUCGGAGAUAUGCUCUAUGAUCUGGGUGGGCACCCGCGACAUCACACCAGCAUCUUCCCAAAGGCAGCCGCCAUACUUUGCAAGACCUUACAGGAGAAAGGCAACAAUGUUCUCAUGGAUGCCAUGGUAUGCCAAGAAGAGAUGAAGCUCAAUCUCGAAGAUUUCAAGGCUGAGGUUGAGCCUAGCUUCGAAAACCCAUACGAAGACAUCAUAGAUCUGGACUUCCGCGAUAUGGUUGGUAAUAUCAUGCUCCAUGAUGAAAACAGAGGUUUUCGGAUGUCUUUCGGCCGUCCAGUAUGA